AUGGGGACGUCAAGCUCAACGCUGGAAGUGGGUAAGGCCUUACGCUUGCUGCUAACUGAUGCACCUGUGGACAAUGGCUCGCUCGCGUUGCUGCUAAACACAUCCCUCUCUGACACUGAGGUUGAGCGAGCCCUUCCGUUUUCUACGUUAAGGCUGAUGCGGCACUACUACACGAAGAACUUUGCGAUACUACUGUUUAAAUGUAUUGAGACUGUCUCGCUGGUGCGCAUUGCCUCUCUUGAAUCCGCGGCCGACAUGCAAUCCGUAUCGCAAAUGCUUAUGAAUGCUCUGUGUGUACUGCGGCGAAUGCUCCCCAUCGCAAUGGAGGGCGGAGACACACCGUGUGAUGAGGGGGAGCUGGCCGCAACUGACGCGCCCAACGCCAGUGAAGUUUUGACGGAUGCGAACCUCCUCAAAGUGGGGGAAGGCGGUGCACGACAUCGAACACGUUUUGCCGCCUCCUUUGUACAAUUUUUUUUUGAGGAAAAUCUUGCCUGUGAUGAGCAACAUCCGAAACAGAUGCUUCCGUUUUUGCCUGGUCAGAAUGCAACACUUAGCAAAUUCUUGGGACGGCUGCUGGUGGACUGUUGUUUUAUUCGCGGCCUGACGCUGCCCACAUCAUCUGCCCCUGCAACACAAUGUGGGAGUCACCCCAAUGUGGAUGCGUCCCUCUUGUGGUACCCGGGCGUGGGUGGAAUGCAGGAACAACUUACCGUCUCACAGGUGGUAAACGCCACGACACAUGCCCUUCGAUACCAGCUCCUCUACACACUCACUGCAUUUUUGGCCUAUCCAUUGUUUUCCCCGCCUGCCACGCGAGACACCGUCUUUUCAGAACCACUAGUUAACGCCUAUGAGACGCCACUUCUCCCAACACUCGUCGCCUCCGCGUUGAAUGCCAUAUUGUCAUAUGCACCGUUUGGUUCUAUGCCAUACACAAGCCAUUGGGUGGGGAAGGAGGAGAAGGUGGUAUUAAUGUCUGCACGAUUUUUAAGUGCCCUGAUAUGUUAUCCAGGCGCCAGGGUUGAGGGACCCGCACAGGCCCGAAACACUACUGGGUCUGAGGAGCAGGAAGAUCACCGUGAAUCAAAAGAGACCGUGGAAACACAGGGAGGCAUGUCUGAGACCUCAGUAGAGCAUCCGCCUAGCCCACAACCCUUACAAAUCAUUCAUAGCGCAAGGGAACUCAUCUGUGCAUUGACGCUGGAGGAGGCGAAGUACGUCGUGCUGCAUCUAAGAAACAUUAUUGGUCUAAAAUUGUAUUCAAAUCGAACGUUUCUCCCCGAAUCGCAGCAUUGCUUCAUAACGCAGGAUGAGUUCAUGAUGCUGCUCUGGCGGUUAGUUGAGCUUUCUCCCCAGUGUCGGGUGGCGUUUGGGCAGCAACCGGAGGCGGUGGAUUAUAUAGUGCCUCUGGUGGAUUACGCGCUCAACGCCAGGCGGGACCCAAAGUACUUUCCACAUCUGCAGCUUGUGUUGUUUCUGUUGCUGCGACUAUCUGAACUGCGAGCAUUUUGUCUUCAGUGCAACGCGGCCUUUCGUGAGCGUCUUCCCUUUGAAUUUGAGCCUUUUAUGGGCACCUACAAUGAUUUACUAAUUAUCAUGUUGUGCUCGUUCAUACUGUUUCGUCAUGAGAUGAUAUGUCCCUUGCAUGUGACUUGCAGUGCGAUCAUAUCGAACCUUGCUCCUUUUGUUAACAGCAUCAGCCUCGUCAGUGCAGAAAAGCUGAGUCUUGUCUUUACUUUGGUGGCCACAAGAUGUCUUGCGUACGAGGCUUUAUUGGCAACCAAUGAGACGCUUGCCGAUGGUGCAGAAGUGGCGGCAGAUCAUGUUGUGAUGUUUGGUGUUGUGGGAGCCGUUGCAAGUGUGCUGCAGUAUCAUGAGGGGGCCGCAGCAGUCCUUCUUGCCGCCUUUAUGAAGUGCAAGUCUUUGGUGAGUGAGGUGUCAGAGGUGUUUCUGGUGGAGGGACGUGACGCCCUCCGUGUGCAGGUUACCUCCCCGUUCCUUAUAGACACCAUCAGGGACGCAAUCACUGCCGUUGAAGGAGCCGUUGCCGCUUCGGAAGCUUCUGGCGUGGCGAACACCGCGGUUGUGAUACGCAACACAUCUCUUGUGGGUGCUUUACCAACUCCACACCGUAUUGUUGUUAGGCGGCUUUGCUCCACAGAAGCAAUGGAACAGUGGGCAAUGGCGACAACCUGGUCGUCGUUGUACAUGCACACGUCACCCGGAACCUUCGGGGAAAGCAAAUCCAUCAAGAUGCUACGUUUCAUUUAA
Trypanosoma rangeli is the source of this 2274-nucleotide messenger RNA. RefSeq names its product putative protein HID1 isoform 1. Lineage: Eukaryota; Euglenozoa; Kinetoplastea; Trypanosomatida; Trypanosomatidae. Gene Ontology annotation, cellular component: Golgi trans cisterna; Golgi medial cisterna; membrane. The coding region runs from base 1 to 2274 and encodes 757 amino acids. The record is from RefSeq and is a predicted model, not a curated record. The transcript has a single exon.